Messenger RNA from Odontomachus brunneus, 4900 nucleotides. It is a transcript of the gene stv, whose product is annotated as BAG domain-containing protein Samui-like. Gene Ontology annotation, biological process: protein stabilization. The record is from RefSeq and is a predicted model, not a curated record. Gene Ontology annotation, molecular function: protein-folding chaperone binding; adenyl-nucleotide exchange factor activity. The transcript is spliced from 3 exons. The coding region runs from base 692 to 2743 and encodes 683 amino acids. Lineage: Eukaryota; Metazoa; Arthropoda; Insecta; Hymenoptera; Formicidae. Gene Ontology annotation, cellular component: nucleus; cytosol; cytoplasm.
CCGCGGCCCGCGCUACUGUCAGUUUCGCUGUCACCUGUGUCCGCGCAGGUCCGUGCGUUCGAUUGAACACGCGCGAGCACGUUUUUCUCUCGCCGAGGCGUCCUUGAAAAGUACCCGGCGGAGUGAGCGAAGAGAAAGAGAGAGAUAAAGAGAAACAGAGAGAAAGAGACGGAAACAGUGAGACACACACAGCAGCUCUCUUAUAGUGGCGGCGCGCUUAUGUAAUCGCGAUAGAGGCAGAGGAAGAGACGAGGAAAAGCCGAGAGAAGAACGACGUGUGAGUGUCUCAGGUUUAUUGCGAGCGAGCGAGCGUGAGAGCGAGAGAGAGAGAGAGAGAGAGAGAGAGUGAGAGUGAGCGGGAGGGAGAGUGAGAGAGAGACAGAAAACAGAUCGCGAGAAUCCGACGGAAGUUUCCAGAAAAAAUUCGCGUGCGCACGAGAAAAGCACGGGAUUGCAUUGCGCGCAUUUGAAUCGCUCUUCGAAGUCCCGCGUGCUCGGUUGUAAGCGAACGCCUCUCGACUAAAAGUACCGGAGAAAAUAUUUCGACGCAGAGAAAAAGAUCGAGAGAAAGAGAGGGAGGGAGAAAAAAGAUAGCUAGAGCGAGGGAGCGAGCGAGCGAGCGAGCGAGCGGGAGAGAGAAAGAGAGAGUUUCACGUAUCCAAAAACGGACGCGGGCCAACGGGUCCAGAAAAUGGACUCGCCUGUCAUCGUGGACGCAGCAUCCAAAUUCGGACGAGGGAUCGAUCUGGACCGCUCGUUCCCCGGUUUCCCGUUCGACGACGACGACAACGACGGCAGCUUCGGCCGUCGCUGCGACGGCAUUCGCGCCCAUCUCGACGAUCUCGCGUCGCGGCACCCCGAACUCGCCGAGCACCUGCUCGGUCCGCCUUGGGGCGACGCGCCCUUCCACGGAUCCCUGUUACGCGGCCGCCGCCGGCGCCGCGGUUCCGGUAGCAGCGGCGGCCAGGGCUAUCAAGGUCACCAAGUGGACGAAGACGCGCGUAGCCAAGCGAGCGGUAGCAGUGCCGCGAGUGGCGCGAGCGCCGUCAGCUCGCACAGCGGUGAGCCGGACUCGUCGGUGCCGACGUCGAUACCGCAGUACGGGCUCCGUAACACGGUGGAUAUAGGUCAACAACAACGACGCGAUAUGGAGAACCCGGAGAAGGGCGAGCGUGGCCAGCGCUCGAUGUCAGCACCGCCGGAGAAUCGGCAGCAGCAAUUCGAUCAACAGUCGCGACAGCAGCAGCAGCAACCGCAAGGUCAGCGGUUCGUAUCCCGGGUGGACAUUACGCCGCAGCACAAUCAGCAGCAACAGCAACGUGCCCAGUCGCCUAAGCCGCCACCGUCGUCGUCGUCGUCCUCUAGCAAUGUCAGGCACAUCCCUAUCUUCGUGGAGGGUCGUGACGAGCCGGUGAUGCCGAAGGUCACGGACGACGCAUCUCCACCAACCUUCCAACGGCAGCCGUCGCCGCCGCAGUUCCACAGACCGUCGCACUUCAAUGAGCACUUUUCGCGGCAGCAGUGGCCACCGUCGCACUUCCAAAACGCGUUCUAUGAUCAAGACUUCGAGCAGCCCAUUCGACGUCACCAGCAACAAUACCCGCCGCAACAUCAUCAGCAGCCUCAGCAGCCUCAAUAUUACAACCAACAGCCUCAGUAUUAUAACAAGCAACCGCAGCAACCCCAGUACUACAAUCAGCAAUACCAGCAGCCUCAGCAACCGCAUAAUCAACAGCAACCGCAUAAUCAACAGCAACAACAGCAACAGCCGCCUCCAUCCCAACAACAACAACAACAGCAACCACAGCAGCAGCAGCAGCAGCAGGAAACGCCUAAACCAAAGCCGCCUCCGGUGCCAAAGGAUCCUCUCGAAAAAGUCGCUCAAGUACAGAAGGAGGUGGAUGAUUUGGCCGAGCAGGUGCAACGUUACAUCGGCGGCUCCCGGCAAGACAAGGAGUACGUUUACUUGGACGAAAUGCUGACGCGUGAGCUGAUCAAGCUGGACGACAUUGAGACAGAAGGUAGGGAAAACGUGCGGCAGGCGCGCAAGAACGCCAUCAAGAGUAUACAGGACACGAUCAGUCUUUUGGAGACGAAGACACCUCUCGCCGGCCAGAAGGAACAGUCAUGCGGAGAAGAGGAGCGUGCGGGGAAGGAUCAGCAGAAAGAGGCUCCGCAAACCGAACUCAUAGAGGUAGAUUCGAAGCAGCAGAAGCAAAACAACGAGCCGAUUCCGCUUCCGCCGGCGCCAUCGUCGCCUACAAAGACGAAAGUAGAAUCUUCGGAUAAAAAAAGUGGCGCGGCCUCCGAGCCCGCGAAUCAGAGUAUCACGGCCGCUAAGCAAGACACAGAACGGAUCGAAGUGACUGCAGAGCAAAAAACUGAGGAGAACUGUGCGAAGGAAACCACGGAACCUGUUGUCGCUCCGACGGCGAUGAACGAGUUAGUGCGUGCGGACGAAACGAGUGAGAACUCGUCGAAGCCGAGCGACGGCAAGGACGAGGAACGAAAGAACGGCGACGUGACGCAAAUGGCAGGGAAAGAUAACUCAACGACGACGACGACAGUUGCAGCGCAGCAGGAGUCGCAGACGGUCGAGGAGGCAAAAGAAGGAGGAAAGAUGGAAGUGGACGGACAGCGGCCGAGGUUACUGAAGAAAGCGAAGAAGACGAAGAAGCAGCAGCCGAUAUCCGAGCAAGCGAUUCCGUUGCCGCCACCGCCGCCGACGGAGAGUGCGAAGUAGAGGAACGUUAAGGUGUCGCAAUCGAAUACCUAAGAAACAAGAAAGAGACGUGAAUAAUUUAAGAGCCAGCAAACAAGAAACGGUGGGAGGAGAGAAAGAGAGAGAGAGAGAAAAGAAAAGAGAGGAAGAUGUGGUGGAUGGGGAUAAAGGAAAGGAGAAGAAUUUCGUUGAGUAACGAAAGAAACACGACGACGCAGACAAUGCUCGUCAAGAGAACAUUGAUUUACCGAAUUGCGCGCGCGCGUGAAAUGAAUAGACGAGUGUGCGUGUGUGUGUGUGUCUGUCUAUCUGUCUAUAAGGCGCCGAUAGCUAUUUUCUUGUUUUUUACUUUUCCUGAGACCAAGUUAAAGAAGUCUUCCGAAUUACGGAUACACAUAAGUCGUCGUACGCUUCACGCGACGCGUAGAAUAGCGAGUUCAAGCCGAGCAAACGAGAACUCUCUGAGUCGCUCGAGUGGUUGCCUUAGAACCGAGGCCUUCUUCGCAGCUUUUUUAAAAACGGUAUGAAGCGCGAGAGCGGACUGUGAAGCGAACGCGCCACGGUAGUUAGUAACCGCCAAUAAGUUCGUAAAUAACCGGCUUUCCUCAGAGAGAUAGAGAGAGACGGCCUUCGAUCUGAAGUUUUGAGAGCCGCGUGUUCCGCUAUUGUAUUUCUUCUACUGUCACAAAGGGGAAAUUUAUGUUAGGAACGUGCAAGAGAACAAAUUCUUCUUCUUCUUCCUCUUCUCCCACUCGUUGAUAAUUUCUUUCGCCGUGCUUCUAAUUUAUUUAUAUUUUUGCGAACUUGUGGACACUCGGAUGUUGCGAGAUGCGUCGGAUUUUCGUGCAGCGGUGUGCGUCGCACGAUAAUUCUCUGUAAUUUAAGCGCGCCGAGGAAUUUCGAAACGCGCAUAUAUAAAUUCUCUUUCAACUCGCGACGUUCUCUAGCACGAAUCCGUGCGACUGCGGCGGUCUGCGCACUCUGUGGAAAGAGACGCAGUUUCACAUCGCUAUAUGGCGAAGCGUCUUAUAAUACUUAUCGAGCACACCAAGUCGUCGCGACAUCGUGUCGUGUCGCCGACAACGUUUAAUCGAAAUUACCGCGAAAAGUAAUUGCUAAUUUGUAAUCACUCAAAACCGAGCAAAUUCGUUCCGUCCUACACAAACACAAUAUGCAAUCUUCAUAAAGUUCAGAAUGAGAGAUCGGACUCGCGAAAACAAAAUUGGUUUUGCCGCGUGGUUCCCGUAAGCUCUCGCAUACUCACGCACGUUCAGUCGAAUGACGACGGAAAGCGUCACAACGCCGGAUUACGCACGAUCUGCCUGGUGAGUAUACGAUCGCUGUACUCUGUGUGGUAGUGACGUGGAGUGACCUUCCUUCGUAACGCGUUACGAUAACACGACGGUCUCGACGAUAUGACGAUAAUAAGUUAAUGUUAAUUUCUAAUUUAUUGUAUGCAUGCCCGAGAGAUAAUCGCGCGCGCGUUCGAGUAUGUUUGACGCCAAUUCACUGCAACGCACGCACGAUCAAGUGUCACUUCCGACCAAGUACACAUGUGUGCGUAUGUGUAUUGCGAAGUGUGUACACACUAUAUUAGAGUCGUGAAUGUACGCGUCGAGAUAACCAUUCGACGAGAAGACACCAUCGUCUCUCGUUUCGCCUCGUGUAUAUUGGCUUAUAUCGGUAAAUAGCUCCGCUAUUUCAGCCUCAGGAGGCUCGGCAUGUCGGGAUACGUGCGAUACCGAGAAAAAGGCAGCUCGCCAAAGACCGGCCUCGACGUCGUUCGCGAAAAUCUUGGGAGUCUUGGGGAAAAAUCUUCAUUCGCUGGAUCGAAGCACGAGAGACGGACGAGCACGAUGUGCAUCAUCCUUUGGUUCCUUGUUCAUUAACCAAUGAUCGUUGAACUUUCAUCUUUCGUUUUCUCUUAUCUGUACGAUGAUAUUUCGUUCGCGUGUAAGCGACGUCAUUUUUCAGCUGGAAAUUUUGUAUUUUUUCUGAUGCGCGCGUAUAUGUGUGUGUAUGUGUGUGUGUGUGUGUGAGCGCGAGUGUAAGGAUGUGUGUGAGAGAAAGAGUGAGAAAGAUGUUCGCGUGACAAAGAUAAAUAUAUAUAAAUAUACGGCGAAAGUGUGAUUAUUUUAUGAGAUUAAUCAGUGAAAAUACAAAGUCUGCUCUAUCUCA